CGCAGCCAGCAGGGUCCCCUAGUGAUCGCCACGAAAAGUCAACAGGAAGUCUGCCAAAACCACAGCACGCCAAGGCUUGCUGAAUAUGCCGUGUUGGACCUGCGAGGACGUAAAGAGAAGACGGCUUUGAAGACUACGUGGGCCAGAGUUAUCAUGGCUGAGAUGGAGGACGAGCAGCUGGAUCAUCUCACCAGUGGGGAAGAGGACUUGGAAAAAGCUGAUGAGUGCAGUGGCGACGCGUCUGCUGAGAAAGAAGAACAAGCAGAGGAGAAUAGAGAAGCGACAUCUGAGUUGCAGACAGAGGUUGAGGAGGUCAAACCAGAGGUUGGACAGACACCUGAGGAGUCCUGCGAUCAAGAUGACUCCUCAGAAGUGGACACAGAGAGCAGACAGGAGGAAGCAGAGAAGAUUCUGCGGUUUGCCCAUGACUUCCCCGAGUCGCUGUUCGAGCUGCUCUGCACGCUGCAGGAGGGCCGACGACUCAACGACCAGCGCUGCUCAUUCAUGCUGGACACCACCAUCAGGAGGAGGAGGUGUCACUCCGAGCCUAACACGCGCAGGCCGGCCAACAGAGUCGUCUUCUCCUCCAUGACCUCGCUGCAGAAAGAGGAGUUCUUGGACCUUGUCGCGACCGCUCAAGCCCGCCGUCUGGACGACCAGAGAGCCGAGCUGGAAAAGUCCCCCCCCAUCAAACCCAAAUCCAGAAGUUUCCGAGGAAGCUUGAGGCAGCUGUCCUUGGUGAGAAGACCAGAGAAGCCUCCAGAGGUUCCCAAAGAGGACCUGUACAACAUGAUUCUCACCACACAGGCUCAAGGGCGUCUGGAGGACCAGCGCAGCCGAGCUCCCGGCCCCAUGGACGAUGAGGACUUCUUCUCUCUCCUCUUGAGGGUGCAGGGGGGGCGGAUGGAGGAGCAGAGGACUGAACUGCCGUGUCUGCUGCAAACCUGAGUUCAGUUCAUGCCACUGUUUGUUUAAAGCGCUUUCCAUGUAAAUAAGAUGGACUUAUUUUCUCCAAGGCUUUUUAUAGAUGAGUUCAGGAAGUUUUCAUCAGAACUUUGACCCAGCAGCUUUAAGGAAAUGAACCAAUCUUCCAACGAACAGCAAAUAAACGUAUCUAUUGAAUCACUGUUAUCACAUGGAUCUUCUGACAGGGAAGCAACGUGAUAAAGGACCUUCAGUUUGGAGAUCCACAUGUAUCACAGGAACAAAACAGGAUAGUAUAGGGAAUUGAAAUGGUGGGUAGUGGGACUCUGGGUCACAUGACCAACAAGCUGAGAACAUAAAAAUCUGGGGGCCACCUGGGAGCAGCACCAGCAAAAGAAAGGUUACCCCACUGUUUACAUUUUAACAUUGAAAUUGCCCUGAAAAACACGAGACCUGCUCAAUCACGAACCAAGUUGUUUUGUAUAGUGCUAAAUUUCUUUGUGUUGGUUGUGUUCUUGGUUUGAAAUUUUGUUCCCAGCCUGUUUGAGUUGUACACCCCAUGUUUAAAGGCUAAGGAGGAGCAAGCGUAUGGUGGCUUUAUUAGCAAACAUCGAAGGUUUGACUUGGACCCUUGAAUCCACACUGGUG
Molecule: messenger RNA, 1572 nt
Organism: Synchiropus splendidus (mandarinfish)
Lineage: Eukaryota; Metazoa; Chordata; Actinopteri; Syngnathiformes; Callionymidae
Product: G-protein-signaling modulator 1
Exons: 7
Coding region: 154-948 (264 amino acids)
Biological process (GO): regulation of inflammatory response
Molecular function (GO): protein binding; GTPase regulator activity
Source: RefSeq, a predicted model, not a curated record